This is a messenger RNA of Cylicostephanus goldi, 207 nucleotides long. The record is from the annotation of a GenBank genome assembly. NCBI's taxonomy places the organism in Eukaryota, Metazoa, Nematoda, Chromadorea, Rhabditida, Strongylidae.
AUGGAUGUGUCUAAAGUGCCCAUAGAAAAUGUGCAAUUGCACACAUUGGUAGAAAAGGAUAUUUGUGCGGUAGCUUCAGCUAUCACGUGGGCUCUGCGACAAAGGCUAGAGGGCAAAGUAUUGGCUGACGUCGGACCAGCGAUCAUUGCAUUCACCGGCAAGCAAAAGAGUGUUCCCUCUAUUAUGGUAAUCUCCGAUCCAGUCUGA